AUGAUUAUUUUUUUAUUUUUUCUUUAAACAUAUUAAUUAAGAUUCAAUAUAACUACUCCUGAGGGGAAUCCAUCUGAAUUUAUAACCCUUUAGACCUAUUAGACGGUGUAAUUGAAGGUGGAAUUGGGAAAUUAUUAAUUGAAUUCGGAGAAGAUUUUGCUUUAUAUAACUGAUUAGAUUUCACAUGAGAUAACUUAAUCAUGCACUCUAAAAUUAAUGAAUAGAUAGGCAGGCGAAUUGAAAAUAUAUGUCAAUGCUACAAAUACUGAAGAAGACUCAAUAUUGACAUCGAUAACAAUAGUAUUUUUAAUUUUAAUUUCAUAGUCAGCAAUAAUAAUAUCUCCAGCAAGAGGAAUACUAACACAGCCCAACCUCUUUCCCAUAAUAUUGAGUUAGAAGCUGAUUGAAUCCUACAUGAUGCCAUUCAAUUUGCCGACUAAUAAAAUAUACAACUUGGAUGUAUUGAAUGAGGAUUUGGAGAAGCCUCCACAGAAUUAGACUCCAUUUGGAUAGGAGUUUUGGUAAGAAUACCAAGAGAAGGACAUAUCUAUAAUAGCAUUGACUUGGAUUCCAUUCAUGGGCAAUUGCAGAGAUCAGGGCUAUUACUUGUAUUUGUAUAACUUAUUGGAAAAUGCAACCUUCUGUGAUUUGGUAGCAUAGGAGGACACCAAGGUAGUUUCAAUGGUGCCAACAAAUGGAUUCAAUGCAAAAGGGGAUUCCUGUAAUAUCAAUUUGGAGUGUUACUUCUUGGAGAAUUUGAUGGUUGAGUAUGAAGGGAAUAAAUGGUGGCAAUCAGAAUAGGACUCUCUAUUCUACAUAAGUAAAUACGCUUUGAAUUAUAAAAUCCUGGCUGAGAAUUCAGACGAUUCCCAAACCAAUUAUUUCUAUAAUAUAAUACAAGCUUAGGAUGAAUCCUUAAUUUCUGUCCAGUUCAUUACAUCUGGAGUAAUCAAAAAUAGUUAUCCGACUGAAUUUACUUUUCAGAUUCUCUAUAAUCAAAUAUCUCAAACAGAAAAGUAGAUUGUUUCAGCAAUAAUAACAGCAUCCAACUAUCAAAAAGUGACAUCAAUUAUUAACAAAUAUACAUUGAAUAUUGUUUAUCGGCCUAUGGAUUAUUUGGAACUAAUAAACUCAUUUUAAUUUGAUAUCACUUUGUAUUUGGUAUUAUAUCUGGUGAUCGGAAUUUUGAUUAAUUUUGGUAUCUUUGUGAUAUGGGUCAUCAAUAAGUCAAUUUCAAUAAUCCCUGAUCCCCCCAAAUUGAGAAUAUAUUAAACAUUUAUUGUUGCUUUCCUACCUCCAAUCACUGGAGUCAUUAGAGCUACUAUCCCAAUUGUAGUAUAUGUGCUAAUACUGGAUAACCUGUUUGCCCGUGAUUUAUUCUCAGGAAUCACAUAUAAUUAUGAUGGAUUACCAACUAAUUUUGAUAAUUCAUAACAAUAUUUAUAUGGAAGAGUGGGACUUAUGUUGGUUGUGUCUGGAAUCAUCAUAAUGAAGAUAGCAUGUAAAUUAUGCAUUCCAAAACCUAUUGAUGAAGAUUGGGGAAUUAUAAGAUCCAAUUUUGAGAAGAAAAACGAAGAGAAGUAUUUCGAUUUUAGUAUCAGCGAAGAAGAAUCUAAAGAAAGUCCUAUGAAAUAAGAUGAAAUCAGAGAAGCUCAAGUUACCUCCAAAAAUGUUGAUAAUAAUCUUCAAUCCAACAGUAUUAGUAGACAAGGCUCCUUAUUUUCUAAAUAACAGCCUGUCAUUCCAGGAUCUGCUCCUCCCAUUACCAAAGAGAAGGAGCCAACCAUGCCAAAGAAUUCACUCUUCAAAAAAGCCACCAUUCUUAAAUAAAGCAGUUCUAUCAAAGAUAAUUAAUCAUUGAAGGAUUCUAUAAGUCCAGUUCAACUCUUACAAAGAUAGUAAUCAUUUAUAACAUCAUACUCAUAGAAAUUCUUCUGGAAAUCCCCUUGACAAAAAGUAAUCCAUCUUCAAUUAAGCCCAAUAGAGUCAACAACCGUAAAUGAAUCAAAAUUAACAAGCAGAGGAAGAGGAUAUCAUAGAUAUAUUAAAAGAUAGCUUAAUAAGUAAAGAUUAUCAUUAUUAAUUAAUUUGUAUUAUGAUAGCUGCAUUAUUAUUAUUCUUUUUGGGAUUUUCAUAUGAACAAUUAUUCUAUAAGAAUAUCUAUUACUUUUUGAUAGUCCUCCAAUUUAUUGAAUCCUUUGUGUACUGGCUUCUCAGUGAAUAUCUAUUAGAAGAGUAAACACUCAUCCAACCGUUGAUGGCCUGUUUGGAAGUAGUCCAAUUCAUCAUGUUUAUGGCUGCUGAAUCUUUCUAAGAAUUUGUUAUCUCCUUCGUAAUCAGACUCUCCCUAAUUAUUGUGUUCAGAACCUAUAUCAACCCGAUCAUAAGGAAUUUCAAGCAUUUUAAAAAGAAGCUCAUGAACUUUAUGAAUAAAUGGCAACCUUUCUUUAGUUUGGAAUAAGAACAAGAGAAGCAAACCGAAGACAAUAUCUCAUUUUAUUUAGGAUAACACACUGAUUCCAAAUUCACAGAAGACUAAUCAGUUGAAUAUGUUAUCCAAAUGACUUUGGGUUUCAGUAGUAAGGUUCAUGCAAUCUUCAUAAAACCUAUUGUUUUGGUAUUCAUCAAAUUAUUUGAAAAAGAGUCUUAGAUUACCAAUAAUUACUACAUUGGUUUCAGAGAGUUUAAUUAUUAUAUCUACUUUGCAUUUUUUGUCAUCAUCCCUUAAAUCUUCAUAGAUAUUUAUGUACUGAAUAGUUUAGAGAUGAUUUAUGGAUUUAAGUUAUUUGAUUACUUUGAUUACUGCAAAUAUCGGAAUGACUUCAGAAUCCAAAAGUUCUUUGAACACUCCUUAACUUAUGAUCGUAGCAUUGAUGCCUAAUAUAGAUCUAUUGAUAAUAUGAAGUUUACAGAUCAGUUCUAUUAUAAUGGCAGUCUCGUCAUCUAUAGCAUACUCCUUUGCAUUCUCGGAACCACCAUCAUGAUCAGAAACAACUAUGUUCUGUAUUAAGACCCAGCCAUUUUCCUAAUCAUCCUAUUUAUCUAUAUCUUUAUUACCUUGCUCUAAAACAUGAUGUUGUACAUCUGGAAUAAAAUAGAUGUCUGGAAGAUUAAAGAUACGAAGUAAAAAUUAAAUUUGGAUUCUCUAGAAGAAUUCUUAAAUCCUGCAAAAGAAAAUAUUGAAUAAAUAAUAGAGGUUGAUGCUUUCAAAAAGCAUUUCAUCAAAUUAAACAAAGAUUGGCUAGUCUCUAAUAUGGAAUUGUUUAUAAAUGUAGAUCAAUUCACAUAGCAUGAUGAAUUUCUAUUGUAAACAUAUUAAUUAUUGUUGAAUGAUGAGAGAAAAGCUUAAAAAGAAAUUAUUAGGAAUGAGCAAAUGAUAAAGAAACAAAAGGAACUAGAGUUGAAAUCCAAGAAAAAGAGGAGGAAGACAUCUCAAUCAUAAUCCAUCAUUAAGUCUCAAAGAGAUAUUGAAGAAAUAGAUGGAUAUUAACAUACGAUUAGAAUCAAAAGAUCUUAGGCUGAAAAUUUAAGAAAGAUAUUGUCGAUUUGGUAUUACAAGGCUAAAUAGACACUCUUCUUAAAAUACUUGGUAUCAGACGUUCUAGCCCAAAAUUAAGCUGAACAUUGUAAAAGAUGUGGUUUAGAUAUCGAAUUAAGAGUAGUUGAACUGAUACCAUUCGAAAAAAUGUCAAAUCAGUUUAAAUACAGAAUUAUGGGAACUCCCUUUAAUAAAUUUGAAUGGAUUAAAUACUAUGAAACCCAUUAAAAGUUUGUUACUCUAUGUAUCGAUUGUGAGAAUGCUUAUAAAAGUAGAUUUCUAUAACGAUAAAAUUAAAGUGCUAACGACGUGGCCAAAUUGGCUUCAUAAAACUUUGUUGCUAAAGCAUUUGUAUUUAAAUGGCUAUAUGCUGCUAGAGCUAGAAUGCUACACAAAAAAUCAUUAACAGUAGAAAAAUUAACUUAUUGA
Molecule: messenger RNA, 3967 nt
Organism: Paramecium octaurelia
Lineage: Eukaryota; Ciliophora; Oligohymenophorea; Peniculida; Parameciidae
Source: the annotation of a GenBank genome assembly